Molecule: messenger RNA, 486 nt
Organism: Oikopleura dioica
Lineage: Eukaryota; Metazoa; Chordata; Appendicularia; Copelata; Oikopleuridae
Source: the annotation of a GenBank genome assembly
AUGAAAAACGAUACAAAAGAAGAUGAUUUCAACCCUCACGAAAUCAAUGGAGAAUCUUCAAAUUGCUGGUGCGGUAAAGAAGCAGUUGUUCUGCAGAAUAACGGCGAGGAAAUACCUAACUGGAUCGUCGAAAUCGAAGUGGUCCAGCACGAGGGAUUUGAGACAGAUAUAGAGGACAGUAUGACUGACGUUCCAAAGAUGAAAUAUCAUCUGAAAUACGAAGACGAAGAAAAACAAGCGUUUUUAAGACACGAUGCAGUUAAUCGACGCAUGUUUCCUUUUGAUAUUUCCAGGCACAUAAAUGAUCAAGUGAGAAACCACUAUGAAAAGAUAAGAGAUGACCUGAAGAAAGAACUACAUGAAGAGCUGGCUAAGAAAGGCCUACCAAAUAAGCUGGAGCAUUUAGCACCAGUGGAAAUCGAAGGAACCAUGAGAAAACAAUUGGGAAGGCCGAUUCUCUCUGACGUUCAAAGAAUGCUCUCUUAG